AUGAUGUUCGAAUAUGAAGAAGAUGAAGAUCCAAUGGAACAACAACAACAAAAAGAUCUUAAUAAGAAAGAUGAACAUCAUUCGUCGGAUUAUUCUGGAAGUCCACAAGAAAAUCCGUUUCGUUUCUCGUUUGAUAAGGCAAAACGAGCUCAAUCAAUGUAUGUGACGUCAUCAUCGGAAGAUUUGAUUGCUUACAGUACCCGACAUCUUCUUGAUUCGCCAACCGCCGUACAGGUACAUUUUCUUUCUUCUUUCUUUUGUAUUUCAACCACGUGGGGAGAUAGUGUAAAAAAGACCGGAAAGGGGCAAAGUUUAUCUUUUUUCCUAUGAUUUAUUUGUUUUUCUGACUGAUUUUUUUCGUGAAAAAAAAACAGAAAAAACUUGUUCCACUAAGAUAAAUGAAAGAUGAUCCUUAAAUCAAUAUAUUUUUUGACAAAGAUCAAAUUUUUCUUCAAAAUCAAAGAUCAUUGAAGUUCAAAAUAUCAAAUGUUGCAAAAAUGCUCGUUUCUCGGAAAAUUUUGUUUAUCAAUGACAAAAAAAGAUGAUAAACGUUUUUUCUUCAACCGCCACCACUUUUUUUCCGAAAAAAAGAGGUUCAAAUUGAACAGGUGUCAUUGAGAAAUCGCGUGAUUCUUCUCUUGUCAGUUCUCUGAUCUAAUUCAAAAUAAUGAAAAGAAAGAAAAAUAUUGGGUCGAUUUGAACAAAAAAAAAUGUUUGUGGGAACAUGAUCGAAGUUCGCUGAAAAACAAAGUGUAAUAAUAAUCCAAAGUAUUUUAUUUCAGCGUUCAUUGGUGUUGAAUGCAACUUCGGAACUCAACAUCGAUGUCGAUUUUUCUGACGAUGAUUUGAGUCCAUCGGUUCAACGAAAGAUUUGCUUUUGCGCAAGUCAGAAUCCAAAAGAAACCCAAGAACAAGGACAAAGACAACCAAAAACAUCAUUGACUGUCUCAUUUCCAUAUCAUACGCACCAAAUUACUGAGGACUAUACCAUUUCGGCCGAGGUUUCAUUUUUCCUUUGUUUCAUAUUUAUUCUAACAAUUUCUUUGGUUUCAGAUCAUUGGAAUCGGCGAAUCUGGUAAAGUAAUGGCGUGCUACAAAAAGGUGUCGGGUGAAAAGUUUGCGCUGAAAGUGUUGCGCGAUGGACCAAAAGCGCGUCGUGAAGUUGAACUUCAUUGGCUCACUUGGUAAUCAAAUUCCCCCAAAAUUUUCUCUAUUUUCCCCUUUAUUUGUAGCGGUCAUGAAAAUGUCGUUACGAUUCUGGACAUUUAUGAGAACACAUUUGAUAAUGUCAAAUGUCUUUUGAUGGUUGUCGAAUUUUUGGAAGGAGGCGAUUUAUUGAGCCAAUUUGAGAGUCAAGGAAGUCAACCAUUAUCGGAGAAAAGUGAGUUUUAAAUGACAAUCUAUGAAUAUUAAUUUUCAAAUAAAACUUCUUUUUUUCAGAAGUUGGUGAAAUAAUCCGACAAAUUGGAAAUGCUGUGAUGUAUUUGCAUGAUAUGAACAUUGCACAUCGUGAUAUAAAACUGGAAAAUAUUUUGUGUAGUAAAACGGGUGACGAUUGUAUCUACAAAUUAGGAGAUUACGGGUUUGCAAAACGUCCCGAAAGGAACGUUCUCAUGGAAUCGCCAUGUUGCACACCAUUUUAUGCACCACCAGAAGUAUUAGGUAGAGAACGAUAUGAUAAAUCAUGUGAUAUGUGGUCGCUUGGUGUUGCUAUGUAUAUUUUGUAAGUUUUCUGAUUUAUUGGGAAUGAAUGUGAAAAUGAUUUGUUUUUUUUAAGGUUAUGCGGGUAUCCACCAUUUUAUUCAAUGCAAGGAGCCGCGUUAUCACCUGGAAUGAGAUCAAGAAUAGCUAAAGGAUAUUACGCAUUCCCUCAUGAGGAAUGGGAUAUUGUAUCAGCUGAAAGUGAGUUGAAAUUCACAGCAAUACAAUUUUUUAUUGUUUCAAAACCCAAAAACCUCCCAGAAAUUCUCAACAAAUUUCAAUGUUUCCAGGCAAAGAAGACAUUCGGUGCUUGUUGCGUACAAAUCCAUCUGAUCGAAUGACAAUUCACGAAUUGAUGGCAACUCCAUUGGUAACUGGAGAAGAUUUGGAAAUUGCACGAAAAAAGCGAGGAUCAAGUGCUGUAAAUAUUCCAGGAGCAAAUGAAGAAUGCGAAGAUAUCGGAGAAAUUCAUAUUGAUCCAUUUGCCGAAGAAGAACCAGAUCAAGUCAACGAAGAAUUGCCAAUCCCAAAAAGUGUUCGAUUUUUACGAGAUGGUGUCAAAGCUCCAAGACUUCAUAGUAUUCAAGAAGAAGUUGGAAGAGCAAUGGAAAUUAUGCGAAUGGGACACGAUCAAAUAUAUGUCCAAAAUCCAAGUACAACUUGCAAUACACUUUUUGCUCGUCGACGCGCUGUUCAUUUAUCCAUUCCACGUGUUCAAUGUUAA
Messenger RNA from Caenorhabditis angaria, 2425 nucleotides. The record is from the annotation of a GenBank genome assembly. NCBI's taxonomy places the organism in Eukaryota, Metazoa, Nematoda, Chromadorea, Rhabditida, Rhabditidae.